Molecule: messenger RNA, 1349 nt
Organism: Durio zibethinus
Lineage: Eukaryota; Viridiplantae; Streptophyta; Magnoliopsida; Malvales; Malvaceae
Product: purine permease 21-like
Cellular component (GO): membrane
Molecular function (GO): purine nucleoside transmembrane transporter activity
Source: RefSeq, a predicted model, not a curated record
UUACAUUUUCCAGAUGAAGAAGCUAAAACCAAAGAAAAUUCAGCCGAGCAAACGAAUGGUAUCAACCACAUAAGAGGAUCUCGAUCUUGGAACUUCAAACGGUGGCUUCGGUUAGUUCUUUAUACAAUCUUGCUCCUCAGCGGCCAGUCGGUGGCUACAAUUCUCGGAAGACUUUACUUUGAGAAAGGUGGAAGUAGCAAAUGGGUGGCAACACUUGCCCAACUUGGAGGCUUCCCAGUUCUAGUUCCUUUAUACUGCAUUCUUCUAUUCAAAACUCCGACUUCAAAUAAAAUUAUCGACACUAAUCCACCAUCUUUCCUGAAGCUGUUAAAAUUGGUCUAUGUACCCCUUGGUUUACUUUCAGCUGGAAGCUGCUUUCUCUAUUCAGUUGGCUUAGAGUACCUUCCUGUAUCUACAGUUACUCUCAUUAUAGCAUCCCAGUUGGCCUUUAAUGCUUUCUUCUCUUAUUUCCUUAAUUCACAAAAGUUCACUCCAUUUAUCAUCAAUUCUCUAGUUCUCCUCACCAUUUCCUCUGUUCUCCUGGUAGUAAAUAAUCACUCCGAAAAGCCUGCUGGAGUGUCUAAAGGAGAGUAUGCGGCCGGGUUCAUAUGCACCAUUUGCGGAGCUGCGGUGUACGGAUUGUUGCUUGCUUCACAGCAGCUCGCCUUUCGAAAGGUACUAAAGAGGCAAACACUUAAAGUUCUCCUUGAAGUUAUAUUAUUUUCAUCACUGGUUGCAUCCAGCGCUAUACUGGUGGGAUUAUUUGUUAGCGGAGAUUGGAAGGGAUUAAAGAGAGAAAUGGAUGAAUAUGCACUGGGGAAGGUUUCCUAUGUCAUGACUUUGCUUUGGACUGCUAUAUGUUGGCAGGUUUUUGCUAUUGGUACUGUAGGAUUAGUUUUCGAGGUGUCUUCCCUGUACAGCAUUGCCAUUAGUACAGUUGGUUUGCCUAUUGUUCCAGUAAUUGCUGUCUUUGUUUUCCAUGACAAAAUGGACGGGAUAAAGGGAGUGUCCAUGGUGCUGGCUAUUUGGGGCUUCAUUUCUUACGUUUACCAGCACUACAUGGACCAUCAAAAGUCGAAGAUUGAAAACAGAAUAGCUAGUGAAAGUUCUGAAUAUUGCUCUCCUGGAGAGAUUAAUCAUGCAAAUAAUUGGGACUAGCUAGCUUCUAUGAAUGAAUCAUGAGACUACUCACUCGAAACUACCAUUUUAAGUUUUUCUAGUAGCCUGUUGAUUAAAGGCUAUAGCUGGGAAGAAAUUCCUAUCAAAUUAAUCUAUCCUCUUAGGAUGAUCUGUCAGUUAAUAACUGUGAUGGCGAUUGGUGUUCAGGUUUACAAUUUCCAGCUGUUAGA